Molecule: messenger RNA, 2319 nt
Organism: Aspergillus calidoustus
Lineage: Eukaryota; Fungi; Ascomycota; Eurotiomycetes; Eurotiales; Aspergillaceae
Source: the annotation of a GenBank genome assembly
CCCGUAGCGGUAUAGUUGAUGAUACGAAGGAUGCUAGUCAGAGGAAGAUGUAAGGUCUGAUGAACGCAGUCAAGUGGUCUUUCGUUCCUUCCUAACAAUAGUAACAAAACGUGCCUGUUAUAUUUGUUUGUUUGCUGCAAGUCAACCCUGGGGCUCCUCUCUGAUCCUGACCUUUUGGCUUUGUAGCAGUGUCCGAACCACUGACCCCUUUGUCUCUGCACUACACUUAUUCUCUCACACCAUGACCGACAGUCCAGGAGAUAUGGUAACUAUUCUUGGUACGCUCUCUGACUCGGAGCUAGGUACCUAUGCUAUGCAUCAGGCCAUGCGCCAUAUUUUACAGUCAAGGGAACAAGAAACAUAGGGCGAAAGAUAGAAGACAUUGUGGCUAUGCUAUACUACCAAGGGGUGCGCGAAAGUAUGCCUGCUGAGUUCUCUCCUGGAGCCGUAGCCACGCUCUGUCAAGUGGCCGCAUAGCCCACUCUUGAAGAGGCAUCGGUUGGUCAUAUUAUUGAUCGAGAUCGAGGGACAAAAUCCUUUCUGCCUGAGGAACUAACCAAGGCACUAACUUGGCCGCUAGUCCGAUUAUAGAACCUUUUUUGCCUCGUCGCCUCAGGCUCCACAGACGGAGACUUUUCGAUCAUUCAUCCGAGGAAUCUUUGUCAGAACCUUGAUGUGGAAGAAACCCGUCUCUGCAAAUCAGAGCUCUCGGGGCAUUGCCGGGUACCGCUUCUUAAUCCUGGUGGAACCGCGGGUAUUGAAUGAUCGAUUCUUGCUAAGCAGUUAGGCGAAUCUGCAGGAUUUGUGCUCAUGGAAUGUUCGAUCUACCGGUAAACCGGGAUCCAUGAUUUGAAGUAGGUCUUCGCUGUAGUACAUAAGGAACAUUUGCCGUCUGCAGACCAGGUUCUGAAGUUCAAUCAACAUUAAUUGACAUACUUACCUCUCCCGCAAUCUACCUACCUUCUCUCCUCCAAACACAUAAAAGACAAACAAAGCGAAAUGUCCGAAUCAACCCUCUUCACCCCCCUAAAGGUGGGCAACCUCCAACUCGCCCACCGCAUCACCCUCCCACCCAUGACCCGCUACCGCGUCACACCGGAAAACCACAUCCCCCUCGACAUGGUCACAGAGUACUACGCGCAACGCGCCAGCGUCCCCGGCACGCUCCUCAUCACCGAAGCAAUCCUCAUCUCGCAACGCACAGGAGUCUAUAAGAACGUCCCGGGCCUCUGGACCCCCGAGCAGAUUGCGCAAUGGCGCAAAGUCACCGACGCCGUGCAUGCCAAGGGCUCAUAUAUCUAUGCGCAACUCUGGACACUGGGCCGCGUUGCUGACAUCGAGGCUACGCGCGGGGAACUUGGCGACGAAGCUGGUGGGCAGUUGAUCUCCGCAAGCGAGGUGCCCUUCUACGAGGGCGUGGUCCCCCGCGCCAUGAGCGAGCACGAGAUCCAAGCCGUCAUCGCGGACUUUGCAUCCGCCGCGAAAAACGCAGUCGAAGCCGGCUUCGACGGCGUCGAGAUCCACGGCGCAAACGGCUACCUCGUCGACCAGUUCAUCCAGGGCGCCGUGAACAAGCGCACCGACCGCUGGGGCGGGAGCAUCGAGAACCGCGCGCGGUUCCCGCUCGAAGCCCUUCGCGCCGUCAUUGACGCCAUCGGCGCCGAGCGCACGGCGAUCCGAUACUCGCCCUGGAGUACCUUCCAGGGGAUGAGGCAGGACAGCGACGCGGAGCUGAUUGAGCAGUUUGGGUAUCUUGCCCGCGAGACGGCGAAGCUGGGCCUUGCCUAUGUGCAUGUUGUUGAGGCGCGGAUUGCGGGGAAUACGGAGACGGAUGAGCAUCCCGAUCGGAAUCUGGAGUUCUUUUUCCGUGAGUAUGGGCGUGCCGGUCCCAUUAUGGUUGCUGGCGGGUAUGUAGGGGAGUCGGCGAGGGAGGCUGUUGAUGUGCAGUACAAGGGGUAUGAUGUGCUUGUUGCGAUUGGGCGGCCGUGGACUGCGAACCCGGAUUUGCCGUUCAAGGUCAAGCAGGGAAUUCCGUUGAGGAAGUAUGAGCGCGAGCACUUUUAUACUGUGCGCAGUCCGAAGGGGUACAUUGAUUAUGAGUUUAGUGACGAGUUCAACGCGGCGGCGGCUGCUGCUUAGUUCUUGGUGUUUCGUUUUAUCUUUCGCAUAGCGUGCGGUUGCUGUUUUAGAUUUGGCAUAGAUGCUCAAUAGAUUUGCUUCGUUGAUAUGAUCUUGGGUUCAAUAGAGUUGAUAGCACUGUAACUCGGACAGCAUCCUUGAUAGACAGGUCUGGUUCUCAUGCUCUUCCGCAAGUGGGUU